AUGCCUGCUUCGCACGCAAGUUUUACUGUGUCUGAUUUUGACCCGGAGCACGAAGCCCUGGCCUCUACUCGCGAGUUCGGCAGUCCGCAGCUUCCCAAUAUGAGACACACGUUGGAAGACGAGGAACCUGACUUUGCCAUCAACACCUCGACUCUGGACCGAGCAUUCCCUGAAUUUUCCCAAUUACCCACAUCUGAAGAAGAGGAGGACGAACAGGACGCUGUGCGCGUCGACGACACUAUGUCUGAUCUGGAUGAGCUCUCAGUGGAGAUGGGUCGUGGUGCCACGGGCAAAGCCCGUCGCCGGGACGAUUCGCGCAGCUCAAUUAUGAGCUUCCAGAACAGUAUUCGCUCUUCCUCACCAGCAGUUCGCGUCGAGUAUCCAACUCCUCAGAAACAACCCGUCCGAUCCAACUCCCGGCGCGCAGUGAGCGAGAACUUGCGGAAAGACGCUCAAUUGCGCCGGGCAACCCAGACUCAGAAAGAAAACAUGAGCCCUCAAGUUUCCAAAUCGCAACGCGACCAGCGUCGGACUCUCUCAGAAAUGCACGCCAAAGUACGCGACAGCUAUGACGGUUCCUUUAUCGGUGAUGAGCGACCUGCCCCUGUUCCUGUGAACGCCCGCUCAACGCGUUUUGGCAACCCCAAUAACUCCCAAGAGAUUGCGGACGCGAUUGAACGCGCUUCUCGUGAAGCCUACGCGAAAGAACUGCGCAAGUCGGCCUCGGCAGACACACCCCGUAAAACAGGCUCGACAACCGCACCUACCCAAAACAACACUAUGGGCGACACCAUGACACGCCAAUCCUUCCUCCUUCCCGAUCUCCCCAAUAUUUCCGAACUGGUUUCAGGCGUCUAUGAGGAUGGCACGCCAGUCUUCUCUCGCCACCAUAAAAUGCGCUCCACUCGAUUCGUCUCGCAUCCCCACGAUCAAGACCAGACAGACGUAUCAUUCUUGCGUGAGCACAUGCCUCUUGACGCAGUUCCAAUCCCGGAAGAUGAGAAGGCUCUUUUCGUUUCUCUGCGACUACUGCAGGACAAAGUUGCAGAGCUCGAGAUGUACAAAUCCGAUGCGGAAAGACGCAUUGAAGGUUAUCGCGAAGAGAAUGCAGCCCUCAAAGCCGGCCGAUCGCGACACUCCGACAAAUACGCAUCGGAUGAUGCUGAUUAUAAGCGGGGGUCGAAACGGCUAUCAAGCGAAAACCAAAAGCUUGAGGCUGCCAACCUCGCGUUGCAAAAUCAACUUGAUGUGGCCGAUCGCAGAUCUCAGGUCCAAGAAGCUGCUGUCAAACGGCUCAACCAAGAGAGAGAAGCUGCCAUCUCUCAGCUGGGCGUGGCUUAUCUUGAGACAAGAGAGCUUAAAGCAGAGAAUGACCAACUGCGCCAGGAGAAUACCGACCUCAAGUCUCAGUUGAGCCGUUUGUCAUCCAAGUCUCGAGAACAAGAUACAAUUGAGUCGGAGACCAGUGUGAGCGCAUCUGAUGCCGACGAUAGCCAGAUGUACAUCGAGCGCAGUACACGAGACUUGACUUCGAAGAGUUCUCGCAACAAUCUGAAAGCAAGACGUCAAGAUGAUUCUCGGGCUAAGAUUUCCACACAAGUCGACAAGGAGAUCUCUCGCCUCGAGAAGGAGCGCGCCGAGGAAGCUCUAUUCUCUAUCAAUGUUCUUCCACCCAAGCGGGCGUCAGCCUCCAAAUCCUCCAGGUCCGAAACUUCUCGUCAGCCCGAGGCUCGAACUUCCAGAAAACAAUCCAACACUGGAAAGCAGCGUGUGAAGCGUGUUGUAUUGGAUGAUACAACCGGCGUGAUUGAUUCAACCGAGCAGACGAAGGCUUCUUCAGAUGUGGAGAACUUGACUCUGCUCAGUAUCAUCGAUGAAAACGAAAUUGCUCAGCUACGCAAAACCUUGGAGGAAGAGAGAUUGGCACGAAAGCAACGUCGAUCCAGUAUUCCGAGGGAUCCCACCACUACUGAAACUGUAAAUACUACUCGCCAGAGUAUUCUCAAGACCCCUCUUCCGCGCAAGUCUUCGCUCCGCGAAAGCAAGCAAGCAAUCAGUCGACCUGUAUCGGCGGCCGGCGAUGUUACUACCAGAUCGACGGCUACCACUGAAGGCAAUAUCAGUCUGGUUGUGCCCACCCCUGAGCGCCCGAGACGACACUCAGAUCACUCUGUCACAUCUAUCUCCCAACGAAAAAAGCAGAGAAACCUGGAGGACAUGACAUCUGCUUUCAUCCUGCCAGAUAUCACAUUAAGCCGAGCAGACUUGGCUGCCACCAACCCCUCCCGUCUUCCAGAGGCGACCAAGCGCGCCCUUGACGACAUGGCCCAGCACGACGAAAAGAAUUGCAUGAUGUGCAAGAACGUUCUUCCUCAUGACGGACAGUGCAACCACGAACCAAUCAAAGUCCCCAAGCCUGUUCCAGUUUCAGAGCGUCUGCCCAAGCCUUCGCCUCUCAAUGAGGACCCGACUGUUCGACCUUCUCAACCGCCCACAGUGGCCCUCGCGAGCGUCCUCAAGGCACUCGAAGAUGAACUUUCCCAUCUCAAGAUCCAGCUCGCAAGCUAUCAAUCUGCCUACAACAAGCUGGAUGCAUCAAUUGGCAAACGACAGCGUAAAUCCGUGCAGGAGAAGAUGGAGACUAUCCUCCGGGAGAUCGAUCUCAAGUCUGACCAGAUUUAUGCUCUAUACGAUGUGCUGGAGACCUGUAAGGGUGACAUUAGCAAGCAUGACCUUGACAUGACCCUAGAGUCGAUUGGCAUUGACGUCACUGCGACUACAGCGAAGUCGUCUAACGUGGAUUUAGAAGAGGAUGAUGACGAGCUUCCUUGGGAGGGCAUCGAGAGUACUGCUGAACUGACUGGCCGGGCCUAG
Penicillium macrosclerotiorum is the source of this 2874-nucleotide messenger RNA. RefSeq lists its product as uncharacterized. The coding region runs from base 1 to 2874 and encodes 957 amino acids. The record is from RefSeq and is a predicted model, not a curated record. NCBI's taxonomy places the organism in Eukaryota, Fungi, Ascomycota, Eurotiomycetes, Eurotiales, Aspergillaceae. The transcript has 3 exons. Gene Ontology annotation, molecular function: microtubule binding.